Molecule: messenger RNA, 4743 nt
Organism: Colletotrichum scovillei
Lineage: Eukaryota; Fungi; Ascomycota; Sordariomycetes; Glomerellales; Glomerellaceae
Product: acetyltransferase
Exons: 2
Coding region: 3130-4140 (336 amino acids)
Molecular function (GO): acyltransferase activity, transferring groups other than amino-acyl groups
Source: RefSeq, a predicted model, not a curated record
AUUGUCCCAUGUCGAGCCCGAGUCGACAGAUUUUCUUCUUCUUCGGCCGGACCAGCCGCUCGCUGGCUCUCUGGCUCUCUCUGCUGCAGUGCUGCCAGCCUGCCGGGCGAAUUCGCUAUCAGUUCCAAGACAUCCAAUCCAAUCCCAUCCUACUCAUCCCACCACCACCCUCAAAAUGGCGUUGGUCCAUGCCAUCCACACCCAAAAAGAAAAAGGCCCCAACACCCAACCACCACCACGAACCCAGUCAGUCCAGUCGUGCCAGUUCCAACACCACCAAGUUGGGUUACCAGCACACCUUCAGGUUUUUUUUCGGGGGCUUCACAGAGUGACGCCAGAGACACAGCAUCUUGCAGAAUCGACAAUCAGCAACCUCGAGGUCUGAAGCAAUGUCACCACUCCGUUUGCCAAGGUCCGGCGCGCCUAACCCCGAGAAACUCUGAUAUCGAAAAAUUGUCGGAAAGGCAAAUGUGAAAGAGUGCGAGGUGAGAGCGUCAGAGAGAUACCUAUGCGACCUCACCUAACCUACCUCCUCUCACAUCUCAUCUCUCUCUAUUCGUAGAACUAGGACACGAAAGAUAUGUACGCAAUCCAUGGCCUGUGCAUCGCCAAUAGCUCCCUUCUGAUUGCUUGCCGGCAAAGAGCUGCGACGAAUGACGACUCUUCGAAACUGAUGGCAUCAAAGACCAUCGCAUCUAGACAGACGCCAAAAAAACAAUAGAUGAUGGUUCGGAGAAAGAAUCUGGGCCCAGGCCGUCGAUUGGAGACCGGGGGGCCAGGGACGGCUCUAGGCUACGCUACCUACCACUACUAGGGGGGAUGGGGGGAGCCUGGGAGGAGGCUAGGGAGCAAGUCACAUCCAUGAUGCAUUGGGUCACGUCGCGUUGGAUCGGAUCCUGACACUCGACUCACUGACAAGGACCCCUCCACCAGGCUGUGUACCCCACCACCCCCUUUGGUCUGGGCAAGGUCACAGUCUGUCAGUCUCUCACUCUCUCACUCUGUUCAGUCUUUGCUCCCCCCACCCACCCACUCUCCGGCCGGGCCAAGAACCCCGUCCGUUGGUCCCAGACGCUGGCAGCACGCUCGCCGCCUUGUUUGGGCUUGACAAGCCAUGGCGGCGGUCCCGCCAGUCAUGAUUGGCGUUCCCAUGGUUCCGCCUUAUCGAGCCUGUGAGAAGCUCCGGAGACACGGUGACACGGGUGACACGCGCACUCGGCGAGGGGGGACCCUUAUCAGAAAUCUGCAAGACGGCGGGUGCGGAUUUGCGGCUUGCCCUGCUUCUUGCAGUAGCUGUUACUGCUUGCUGCAAUCCUUCCCACCGACCAGCCCUUGCCAUCACCAUCCUCGGUUCUGCUGAUCCCAACAGUACGCCGCACGCGCGACACUGGCGCUGGCGCGAGAAGCACGUCGACCGGGGGGUUGUAUGUCAGUAUGUGUCUGGGAGAGAGACAGUAGAACAGAGGGUAAGGAAGAAAGAGGCGGAGAGACAUGGAGGAAGAGAGAGAGAGAGAGAGAGUGUGUGUGUGUGUGCGUCUCCAUGUAUCUCUUGCAAAUGCAUCCAACCACUGGCGUCACCGCGGAAAGAGAUAGACAGGAGAGAGGAGCCAAGAGAGGGCAGAAACAACCAACCAGUGGUGCCAUCCGACCCGAUGAUACGGAUAUUAGGGUUGAUAUGGCGGUAACAUGUGGUAUACCUCACCUCUAGCUCACCCACAUGCAUCAAGCCACCAACAAAAAAAAACCGGCGCAGCAUGAAAGGAGAUACCUACAUGACACUUCCAGGUUGGGUUGGGGGGUGAGGUUUCCAGAGUGACGGUCAUGGUCUCCUGGUUAAGAAUCAUAAGAGACAGAGGGGAAAAGAAGAGUAGCAAUACCUAUUACCAGCAAGCAGCCCCGGUUCGAGCUGAAGGGAAAGAGACCCAAAGUAGCUUGGCUGUGCCGUACGUCUAACGUCUAGCGGCGGAGGUACUUCGUUUCGAAGCUUGGUUUGAAGGAGGUUCCCAUUCGCACGCGCACACGACGACAAUCUUUCUCUUUUUUUUGCCCGUCUUCCAUGCCCAUCCUGAUUCCCCAUCCAUCCCAUCCCAUGCUCCAUGCUCCAUGCUCGUUGCUCAUUGAUCAGUGCUCGCAGCUCUCUCUCAUCCAUCCCCGGGCCUGUCCAGCCCACGCCUACCGAUCCUACUUAACCAAAGUCCACCCACUCUUCAAAAUUUUCCUUCUUUCUGCAGAUUUUUAAGGUCCCAAGCCUUUUUCUUUUUCAUUUCCCACUUAUUAGUCUUCCCAUCUUGCUGGACGAAGGAACGGGGGUCAGGUAACAAAAGUGACAAAUACCACGAGACCCUUCUUACUCUCUAUUUAAUCCUUUUUCCGAGCUUUGUUUCUUUCCCUCUUCCCCCGGGCUUCUUUCUUCAUCAAGCCCCCUUCACCAGCCACUUUUGGGACGGGAUCCCCGACGACGGGUGCGCGGGCGAUUCAUCUUACAGAUACCUGUCUGUGUGCAAGUCCAACGGCCGACUCAAAACCAACAGACACAGUCCAAGACCCAGGCACCACAGACCUUGACCAGACCAACCUUACCGGCGAUAAACCACCAUACUACUAAUACCCAAGGGCAUAACGCAACGGCCACCAACAACUCUGUUCCCUGGACAUUCCAGCCACCCCCAACGCCAACGCCAAAGACACGAACGAACGACGUAUUGGGGACCUUUGGACGACGACCUGGCCAACCCCGGAGGAUAUAUAGACGAUAGACGGAACCCAUCGAUCCAUGUUGCAGCCCCUCCUCCCGUGACAGGGUCCUCUCUCUUCUUUCCACUCUACGACCUCACGAGACCACCAUCCAUCUUGAGCUUCGCGGCGGCGCUUACCAUCGUCUGUCGCCAGCUGCCGCCACUAAGAAUUCAACCAGCCCCAACUCUCCAAUUUCCAACCACCCCCGAGCCGGCGUCUUUUAUUCCCUGUUACCGGCGGUUCUCCCUAGUCUUGACGGCAAACCCGCCCCCGACAAGACGAGACGUAUCCGUACAAUUGCCCACCUAAUAAGCGAUCGAUUUCUCCUUCCAGGACCGGACAGCCAGCAACCAAACUGGGUCAUCAAGUCGACUAGACCAACGGGCCAAUAAGAUGGAUUCACCACACCACAUGGGCAUUCGCGAGCUCAAUGUGAGCAACUGGCACUCUCACAAUGCCCUUACCGAUACCUUCAAUCAUGCGGUCCCCGCCAUCAAGACAAGCGCAGCCUUCUUCACAUUUCUCCGCGCCAACUUGGUCCUGAACCCAUCCGCCAUGUCAUCCAACACCAACACGCCCGUCCUCCAGCCUACGGUGGCUUCCAACACCCACCGCCCGGCAGCCCCGUCUCCGCUGGCAACAUCUCAGACCCUCGACCCCUUUGACGACAUCCCUCCUCUGUCGCUCGAGGUCCUCUCCACCCGCGAGGACAAGGCCGAAGCCCUCCACCUCGUAGCAGACUCCAUCGCCCAGCAGCGCCAACAGGCCGCCUACUCACUCGUCUUCCACCCCGUCCCGCUCGCAGGCCUCACAGCCACCCUCGGCGUCGCCUACCAGUACUCCUACGCCCGCCAAGGCGACAUUGGCCUAGCCUUCACCCUCUUCAGCGGCGUCAUCAUGACCUACCUCCUCGCCAUCCGCUGGGCGACGAGCGGCUACCUGCCCCUCGCCGAGCAAAUGUCCUGGUCCUUCAUCCGGCCCCACCCAGACGCCUCCGCCGACGAAGAGGACCUCGUCCUCGGCACCCGCUUCGGCAACGAGCUCGUCGGCGCCUUAGUGCUCCACCUCGAGCCCGCGAGCCCGGCCGUCGCCUCUACCUUUAGCAGCCGGCGCCGCAACAAGGCCUCGAGCUUCCGCGGCGGAAAGGGCAUCAUCCGCGCCUGGACGACGAAGCUCCGGUACCGCGGUAAAGGCGUCGGCACCGACAUGCUCGACGAGGCGGUCCGAAUCACGCGCGAGCGGUGCGGAAAGGACGCAGAGGUCGGCUUCGCGCUCGAGCACGCCAAUAGCCGCAUGGUCAUGCCCGAGUUCUUCAACGGCGUGUUUAGGAAGCGCGAGCGCUGGGCCGCCAAGACGCUCGACGGCGUGUUGGCUGAGCGGGAGCUCACCAAGAAGAAGAGGUGAAGACCGUCGUCCUCGAUUCCACAUCAUCUACAAAAACAAACAGACAUUUGUUCUAUCUCGUGUUGCUACUACCCAUUUAUUCGCAACCUUUGGUGUGUUCGCGCGUGCGUGUGUGUUUUUCUGUUGCUCCCUCUUUUCGGACAACUGGGCGGGGACGGUCCUUGGAAAUUGGUUACAAAUAUACCCUAGAGCUGUGGGAAACGACGGGCCAGGUGUCAUUGACACGUUACUGGUGUAGGAUCCCGCGGGCAUCUCUUUUAUCUUUUGGUUGUCUCAUCUUUUUCAAACGAUACCCCUCGUUAUAUCAAACGGCUUGUUUAAACUGGGCGCAUCGGGUGGCGCGAUUAUACAAUUUGUAUAGAGAAGACAGAUUUGGGGAAAGGGAGUCAAGAGUUCUUCGUGGUUACACACCCCCCUUUCCGUUAAAGAGCGUGGAGACGUGGACAUGGCAAAGAAGAUAUUACUAGAAGUGCAGCUUGGGGAAGAGGGAAAGAGUGGGAGGAGAGGUCCUCGUAGAUCAUGCGUUCCCCUUUCCCUCCUGCUGCCUAACAUAAACCCUUCGUUUGGCAAACGUAUCUAUCCGUUUACAAUUUUCUUGGACCG